AAGAAAGAUGGCGGUCCGCACAUAUGGUCAAAAACCGAGCUCUUUUCAGCUUGGAGAUGGAGAGCAAUAUAUGAUCGGAUCCGAAGUGGGAAACUUUCUGCGAAUGUUUAGAGGAUCCUUAUACAAAAAGUACCCUUCUUUGUGGCGAAGACUUGCAACACUCGAGGAGCGAAAACAAAUUGUACAGUUAGGAUUAGGACACAGUAGCAUAGCUACAAAUGUCACUUUGUUAAAAGCUACUGAAGUGAAUGAAAUCUUAGAGGGAAAAGACGAAAAGUAUAAAGUUUCCACGGAGGCACCCGAUGCAGCGUCAAGGAAUGCGGGUGGUAAAUCAAAACGGAGCAAUCAGCCGACUUGGGCACCACAAACAUUGUUUUCGAGUAAUUCCUUCCAUCUCGAUGCUGUACCAUGCUCGUCUACAGUGAACAGGAAUCGAAUAGGACCCAAAAGGAUAAAAACAUUUCCCACUUGUUAUGACGACCAUGACAUGGCUGCCAUCCAUGAGGCUGCAAGUCAACCUGAAGUGUUGGUGCCUAUCAGGCUGGACAUAGACAUUGAUGGACAAAAACUUCGGGAUACAUUUACAUGGAACAAGAGUGAGACACUAAUUUCACCAGAGGUGUUUGCAGAAGUGUUAUGUGAUGAUCUUGAUUUGCCUGCAGCAGCUUUUGUGCCUGCUGUUGUCCAGGCCAUUAGGCAGCAGAUCAAACAGUUUGACUCAGAUUCUGAAAUAAGCCUGGACAAACAAACAGAUCAGAGAGUUAUUAUCAAGCUUAAUAUCCAUGUUGGUAACAUUUCCCUAAUGGACCAGUUUGAGUGGGACUUGUCAGAACCUCUUAACUCACCUGAAGAAUUUGCAUUAAGCCUCUGUUCAGACCUGGGCCUGGGUGGCGAGUUUGCCACAGCCAUUGCAUACAGUAUUCGUGGUCAACUUAAUUGGCAUUCAAAAACAUAUGCCUUCAGUGAGGCACCCCUCCCAAGUGUCGAAACUGCCAUAAGAUCAGGGACAGAUGUUGAUAAUUGGGGUCCUUACUUGGAGACUCUGACUGAUGCAGAAAUGGAGAAGAAGCUUCGAGACCAAGACAGAAACACUAGACGAAUGAGGCGUCUUGCCAACACAGCUCCUGUCUAUUAGAGUGUGGCUCUGUCUUUGCAGAAACAUUGCAUUUAGGAUUUAUUAUACAAUAGUUACGUUCCUUGUUCUUUGUAAAUAACUUAACUUAAUGUAGAGGAAAACAAGGACUAGUUUGGGUAUUGAAAGAAAAGAAAAUUGUUCAGAUUUAGUGAAGAAGGCUUUUUGAUGUUCAUUGGACUUGUUUGUAUGUUUGCAUCUUUUGUUGUUGGAUAUAUUGCU
Pocillopora verrucosa is the source of this 1354-nucleotide messenger RNA. Its product is annotated as SWI/SNF-related matrix-associated actin-dependent regulator of chromatin subfamily B member 1-like. Gene Ontology annotation, molecular function: transcription coactivator activity. NCBI's taxonomy places the organism in Eukaryota, Metazoa, Cnidaria, Anthozoa, Scleractinia, Pocilloporidae. Gene Ontology annotation, biological process: positive regulation of pseudohyphal growth by positive regulation of transcription from RNA polymerase II promoter; chromatin remodeling. Gene Ontology annotation, cellular component: npBAF complex; nuclear chromosome; nBAF complex. The record is from RefSeq and is a predicted model, not a curated record.